AGGAGUUGAGUCGGGCCGGCGAGCGAGUGCAAAGCUCUAUGAUCUUUGGAGUGUGUGUCCGUCCGUGCACAGCUCCCCGCCCUCCGUGUCCGGUCCGGUCCGGUCCGGUCAUCCCCCACCGACCCCGUCUGUCGUCCAUGUCCCGGAGCUCGGACAUCCGCUUAACUCUGAAACAUGAAACUGUGUAUAAUGCAGUUGGUUCCUGUCUGCUGUUUGUUCACACUCGCAGUACAAGGCCAAACUACUGUGACACUUAAAGCACCAAAAUUUGUUGGUCUAGAAAUUGGAAGUCUUCGAAACAUCAGCGUUACUCCAAGUGAACCUCUGCAGGAAAUGUUAUUUGUUACAUUUAAUGUGACAUUCUCCUCCAAACAGGCUUCAGUUGUUGAACUUCCAAAAAAUAUUACAUUGCCCGCUCACUCAAAUGCAACAUUUUUCCAAGUUAAAGGAGUUGGAAUUGGUCGGGUCACCGUAUUCCUUGAAAGCAGCAAUGGCAGCAGCAGCAGCAGCAAUGUGACCGGAACUCUGGCAAGAAUUCAUUUUCUGGUAAUGCAGAGCAGUGUUCUGAACAUCUUGAUUCAAGUGGUUGGCUGGGUUUAUUUCUUGGCCUGGUCUAUCUCAUUCUACCCUCAAGUGAUUGAAAACUGGAGACGUAAAAGGUAAGCUUUGGUUGGAUUGAAUUUUGAUUUUCUGGCGCUGAAUCUGACUGGUCAUAUUGCUUAUGGAAUGUUCAAUGUCGGUCUCUACUGGAUUCCUCUUAUUAAGAGUCAGUUCAUGAAGAGUAAUCCAGGAGGGAUAAACCCAGUUGGAGCCAGUGACGUCUUCUUCAGUCUUCAUGCCGUCUUGCUGACAGCAUUUACAAUCUGUCAAUGUUUCCUGUAUGAGCGAGCUGAGCAGAAAGUGUCGAAGAUUGCUACUGUAAUUCUAGUAGCUACCUGGCUGUUUGGUCUUGUCACCCUGUUUGUGACCAUUGCCAACAAAAUCACGUGGCUGCAAUAUCUUUACUAUUUCUCCUACAUCAAACUUGCAAUUACACUGAUCAAGUACAUCCCCCAGGCCUACAUGAACUAUCGAAGGAAGAGCACACUGGGCUGGUCCAUUGGGAAUGUGCUGUUAGAUUUUACUGGAGGCAGUUUGAGCAUCGUGCAGAUGUUCCUACAGUCCUAUAAUAAUGAUGAAUGGUUGCUGAUUUUUGGAGAUCCAACAAAGUUUGGCCUUGGAGUAUUCUCAGUUUUGUUUGAUAUUCUCUUCAUUGUCCAGCAUUACUGCUUGUACAGACACAAAUCUGAUGACUACAGGUCAAUGAGUGAGGAUAACCGAGACUGAUCCUGCACCACAUAACAAGAACUGUAACAGAACCACUCAGCAAAGCAGGCAGCAUCAUGAAGGGAAUUCUGGAUUUUAGGUUUCAGGUCAUUGACCUUUCAUCAGUGCCAGGAAAAGUUAUAGAUGGACCAGAUGUGAGUGAAGAAACUGGGGGAGAGCAAAAAGGAAUCUGUUAAAUAGCAGAACCCAGCAGACAUUGCAUGUGCACAAAAAGAGAUGUGUGCAGAGCAAAAGGAGAUGGUAAUGAGACAAAGAAGGUAAAGGUCAUUCUGGAUGGGCAUAAAUGGAAGAAGUCUGAUCUUAUCUGAAAUUAUCAGUGGAAAGACUGAAAUAAAAAUGAUAAAGAUAAAUGUUACCUUAAAUUGUUGAGUUGUCUGAGAUUAGGCAGGCUGUAAUACAUUGUGAGGGAAGAAGUGCUUUCCCUCACUAGCACCAGAUCUACAAGUUUGCUCCACCAGCAUUCUAGGAGCAGUCUUCAGCUUUCAUUUUUCUUAAUGGCUAUUAUUAAACUGAAAUGUCAGAUGUUAAUCUAACAAGGUUUCCUCUACUGGAUUCCAAUUUCCCUUUGGUUGCAAUUGCUUUGUUAAAAAUUACUGUGGCCCCACGACCAACAAAACCCCCUGGAUCAGUAUGGCACGGACAAAAGCUUUCUACAAGACUCGCAUUUUGAAAUGGAAAGUUUACUCAUUUAAAUUUGGCCAAGAAGCACAAGGAAACUGCAGAUGCUGGAAUCUUGAAUAAAAUAAAAGUGCUGGAAGAACUCUGCGGGUCAGGCAACAUGAAGAAAGGUCCUGUCCAUUUCCCUCUACACUUGCUGCCCGACCUGCUCACAUCCUCCAGCACUUUGUUCUUGCUCAAAAUUCAGCCUGGACUUUAGUGUUAAGUUUCAGGACCCUUGGGUUAAAAUAAGUUGGUGUUCACUUCAAUUACAUGCUAACUAAUUGUAGGAAAACAUAAUGUUAACACCGAGGAAGGGGUGCCUUGCAGUUGGAUUCAUGGUGCCUGGGCAAAUGUGGAGAAAACAUUUCUGCUGGGUGCCUGUAUUCAUCCAACCCUGUCUUCUGCAAGAACUCCAUUCCGUUCACCCAGGUUUUCUGUGUCUGUGUAUGAUUAUGUCGACUUUCAAACUGAGCUCCUCUUAUACCUUUUUCCUUACUCAUGGAUACCACACUGCAUCAAAGUCCCCAGGCACAUUACUAUGAUUGAUUCUCAACCUUAUCAUAAUCAUAAUCACCAGUCUCCAUGUUCACAAUAUCAUCCUCUCUUAUUCCCGACCUCUGCCCAGUAUUUCAAGGUACAGUACCCUGGCUCACUCCACUGUUGCACUUCCACUCUUGCCCUGUAGCACCCUAUCCAUCUGUCCUGUCAGCAUACAUCUUCACAUGGGAUAGAGUCCCAACCACAUCCUCUUGGUUAAUCAGUUAUCAGUAUGUGACCUCAAACAGAAAGAUGACUACCUUGCAGCCUGUACUUGCAAUCCUGGCCAUCUCCAGUCCCACUGUCCUCUGCUGUCUAAUGAAGUUCAAUGUAAACUCUAGUCUUCCAAAUUCAAUAAGAGUUCAACCAUUUCCAAUAACAAUUCUGCUGCCAGGCAGCCUCAAUCAGAUCUAUCUUUUGAAUGCUUACCAGCUAUUCAUCACGCACCCAUUUCCUCAUGCCCUUUAUUCUUUCCUGUUUUCUGCCCUGUCACUUUUUUUGUUUUCUCCACCCACCCCACGGUCUCCUUUCUAAUUUAUAACUUUGAGCCUUUUUGAUAAAUGGUCAUUGACUUAAUGUAAACCCUGUUUCCACAGAAUCUGCCUGAGCUGCAGAUUAUAUUCAGUGUUUUCUGCUUUUAUUUUAGAUUUACAAUAUUCAGUGCAUUUUGUUCUUACAUUAAUAUUUAGAUCUCUCGAUACCAGCCUCAAGAUUUACAAUUUAGCUUUUAUUUGCCAGUGUGUGCUGUUUUUUCACGAGGAAAAUGUAUUACUCAUAAUUUCCUUUGUUUGUGGAUGCCUGUGUGGUUUGAAAUUUGAUACGACUGAACCAGCUGGUUUUACCUCACAUUGAUGGCAGUGAGACUGGAUUAGGUCUGUCCAGUAGUUUAGUGUUGAGUUUGUGCACUUUGUCCAUCUUUGGCUUCUUCAACCUCCUGAAUUGAUUUGAUAAUUGGAAUAUGUCUUUAGAUCACUGGAAAUAAUUGUAUGCCAAUGGCUGCCUUAAAACUGAACACCCAUGCACUUUCUGUAAAUGCUAACAUUGCACAAAAUGUAUCAAAUGAAAAGUAUUAAAUCUUUGUUAAAAAUAAACCUGAUUUCAUUUUCUUGAA
This is a messenger RNA of Leucoraja erinaceus (little skate), 3634 nucleotides long. It is a transcript of the gene ctns, whose product is annotated as cystinosin, lysosomal cystine transporter. Gene Ontology annotation, molecular function: L-cystine transmembrane transporter activity. Gene Ontology annotation, cellular component: lysosomal membrane. The record is from RefSeq and is a predicted model, not a curated record. The transcript has 11 exons. Gene Ontology annotation, biological process: L-cystine transport. Lineage: Eukaryota; Metazoa; Chordata; Chondrichthyes; Rajiformes; Rajidae.